Molecule: messenger RNA, 1337 nt
Organism: Dendronephthya gigantea
Lineage: Eukaryota; Metazoa; Cnidaria; Anthozoa; Malacalcyonacea; Nephtheidae
Exons: 2
Coding region: 50-1267 (405 amino acids)
Biological process (GO): DNA recombination; DNA integration
Molecular function (GO): DNA binding
Source: RefSeq, a predicted model, not a curated record
AGACUCGGCCUGCCAAGAGGAAAAAUGUGCCACCGGCAGGGAGGAAAUAAUGCAGAAAUUGCAGGAUAUUAAAAAUUCGUGUUAUUUCAUCAAUGUUAAGCAAAAUAAGAAUGGACAAGGCGCGAGGAGUUUGUGUGAUUCCAGACUGGCCCACUCAGGGUUGGUAUCCUAUGGCUAUGCAAAUGCGAGAGCGAGAACCUGUACGUCUAAAGGCAACGGACAGAUUGUUGACCUUACCCAGCCACCCCACGGAACAACAUCCACUACAUCAAAAGCUAAACCUACUGGUAGUUCUAUUAUCAGGGAAAGGAUAAAACGACAUGGACUUACUUCCAGUACGACGGAUAUAGUAAUGGCCUCUUGGCGCACAGGAACGGCCAAACAAUACUCUAUCUAUUUAACCAAGUGGAAAACGUAUUGUGAUAAUGAAGGGGUGGAUAUGUUUUGUCCGGGUGUAAUGCAUGCUGUUGAGUUCUUGGGAUCGCUUUAUGCAUCGGGGUUAAGCUACAGUGCGAUUAAUACAGCUCGCUCUGCCUUAUCAACGAUAUUGCCAAUGGAAAAUGGAGUGACAUUUGGGGAUCACCCUCUCGUUAGCCGGACAAUGAAAGGAAUAUUUGAACUGAGGCCGGCGCUACCUAGAUACUCUGAGAUUUGGGACGUUAAUGUUGUCUUGAAUUAUCUAAAGAACCAAGGGAUUCCCGCGGCGUUAUCACUGAAACAGCUUACCUUGAAGUUAACAAUGUUGUUGUGUUUAUUGACUGGCCAGAGGUGCCAAACUGUGCAUAGCAUGGAUAUAAAAUACAUGCAAAAAAUGACUGACCGAUACCGGAUCACGAUACAGCAGAAGUUGAAACAAACCAAGAGUGGUAAGCAUAUCGAUCCUAUCGAACUGAUGGCCUUCGAUGAAGACCCCGGAUUAUGUGUCGUACAACAUUUGGACGAAUAUAUCGAAAGGACUGCAAAAUUGAGGGAUAAGCAUACGCAGUUAUUAAUUAGCUAUGUUAAACCACACCGUUCUAUCUCGAAGGAUACAGUGGCCAGGUGGGUCCGGGAAGUUCUUAAAUCGUCUGGUAUUAAUACGGAUGUAUAUGGUGCACAUAGCAGCCGAGCUGCCUCGACAUCGUUUUGUCAUCGAAAAGGAUUAGAUAUGGUGACAAUCAUGAAGUCUGCUGGUUGGUCGAAUAGUGGAACGUUUGCACGGUUUUAUGGUAAACCAUUAGAACAAUCUAAUUUUGGACAAACUGUCGUAGAAAAUUUAUCACUUUAAGUAGUUAACAUAAAUCUUUGAUGUUCAUGUUAUGUUAAAAUUAAAUAAAUACUCGGUUACGAGUAUAGUU